CCUUCGAUGCCAUCGUUGCGCGUCGCCGUGAUCGGCGCGGGGGCCGCCGGCUUGGUGGCCGCGCGGGAGCUGCGGCGGGAGGGCCACGCGCCAGUCGUCUUCGAGCGCGCCGCGGCCAUGGGCGGCACCUGGCGCUACGACGACGCGGCGUCGGCGGACCCGCUCGGGGCAGGCGGCGUCCACGGGAGCCUCUACGCGUCCCUCCGCACCAACCUGCCCCGCGAGUGCAUGGGCUUCCUCGACUUCGCCUUCGUCGCCGAUGAGGGCUCCGUUGACCCGCGCAGGUUCCCCGGGCACCAGGAGGUGCUCCGGUACCUCGAGGCGUUCGCACGGCGGUUCGAUCUCCUCAGGCUGGUCCGGCUCCAGACGGAGGUGGUCGGCGUCCGCCGCAGCUGUGACGAAGCAGGCGCCGCGGGCUGGAGUGUGUCGUAUUGCUCGAGGAAGCUCGCCGGCGCCGGAAGCGACCUAGAGGGGGAGCAGUCGGAGGUGUUCGACGCCGUCGUCGUCUGCAACGGCCACUUCGCCGAGCCUCGCCUGGGGGACAUUGCCGGCAUAGGCGGCUGGCCCGGGAAGCAGAUGCACAGCCACAGCUACCGUGUGCCCGACCAGUUCCACGGCCAAGUGCGUCUCAUCUACCCACCCUCCGUUUCCAUUUUACUUUGCAUAUUAGUUUUGUCCUAA
Triticum aestivum (bread wheat) is the source of this 681-nucleotide messenger RNA. RefSeq names its product flavin-containing monooxygenase FMO GS-OX-like 2. Bases 7 to 681 code for a protein of 224 amino acids. The record is from RefSeq and is a predicted model, not a curated record. The transcript has 2 exons. Lineage: Eukaryota; Viridiplantae; Streptophyta; Magnoliopsida; Poales; Poaceae. Gene Ontology annotation, molecular function: N,N-dimethylaniline monooxygenase activity; NADP binding; flavin adenine dinucleotide binding.